GCAGCUCCGGGAGACUAAGGAGGAGCUGCUGCAAGGUCGACAACAGCAUCCUGCUCUUAACAACAAGAGGGAGACGGAAUUUAGUCCAGAAGCCGUGCGAGUUAAAGUAUCGAGGGUUUUGGGGGAUUUUCAGCCGCGGAAGACGGAGGAGGAGAGUGGCCAAAAGUUUCCCGGCUGUACCCUCAUGUUCAGAGGCAGCUAACGAGCUACUAGCGCUCGUUGCUUUGCGCGUGCUCAUCCGCUUGGGAGAGGAACAGUUGACUGUUUGUCAGUUGGGCGUCCCUUCAGCACUUCAUCCACUUAGUUUGUGGGCCAUAGCGUGUUUUUAUCCCACGCGGUUUUCCCGUUGUGUGUGCCAUGUCAGCUCCAUCCCCAACACCCCCUGCCUCGGCAGAAAAUGAUUUUCUAGCACCGGACGCGGGGGGGGCGAGGCCGCCGGGUCCGACGCCCAGCCAGAGCCGCUUCCAGGUGGACAUUGUGACCGAGGCGGCUGGAGCCUCCGAGGAUAAGUCUCCGAGCUCCGACGCCUCCACUGCUGUCCCAUCCGGCGAUAAGGCCACAGAGGGUUCUGGUGCUGACCCGGGCGGAGAGGAAGCAAAAGGCCGGUUUAAGGUGGUGAACUUCGCGGAUCCGAGUGCGGCGGGAAGCCCGGCCUCUCCAGAGCCGGCUGACGGGCUGCAGAACGGGGACACGGUGAUGAGUGAGACCAGUUUGCAUUCAUCCACAGGGGGCCAGCAUCACUAUCACUAUGACACCCACACCAACACCUACUACCUGAGGACUUUUGGGCACAAUACCAUCGAUGCGGUGCCCAACAUCGAUUUUUACCGGCAGACAGCAGCGCCGCUGGGGGAGAAGCUGAUCAGACCCACCCUGUCGGAGCUGCACGAUGAGCUGGACAAGGAGCCGUUUGAGGAUGGGUUUGCUAACGGAGAUGAGCUCAGCCCGGCUGAGGAGGCCGCGUCUAAAGAAGCGGCCGAGUCCAAAGGAGUGGUUAAGUUCGGCUGGGUCAAGGGAGUGCUGGUGCGCUGCAUGUUGAACAUUUGGGGUGUGAUGCUCUUCAUCCGCAUGUCAUGGAUCGUGGGUCAGGCUGGAAUCGCUCUCUCCUGUUUGAUCGUCGGCAUGGCUACUGUAGUGACCACCAUCACUGGGCUCUCCACCUCCGCCAUCGCCACAAACGGAUUCGUACGAGGAGGCGGAGCGUAUUACUUGAUUUCCAGGAGUCUGGGCCCGGAGUUCGGAGGCUCCAUCGGUUUGAUCUUUGCCUUCGCCAACGCAGUGGCUGUAGCCAUGUAUGUGGUGGGCUUUGCUGAAACCGUUGUGGAGCUGCUUGCUGGCGUAGAUGCUCUCAUGACGGAUGAAGUCAACGACGUCCGCAUCAUCGGCACCAUCACAGUGAUCCUUCUCCUGGGCAUCUCUGUGGCCGGCAUGGAAUGGGAGGCCAAGGCCCAGAUAUUCUUGCUCAUUGUCCUUAUCGCGGCCAUCAUCAACUACUUCAUCGGAACAUUCAUCCCCAUCAAGUCCAAGGAAGCUGUGGGCUACUUUGGAUACGACGGUGACAUCAUGUGGGAGAACAUGGGUCCUGACUUCCGAGGCGAGACCUUCUUCUCCGUGUUCGCCAUCUUCUUCCCGGCAGCCACUGGCAUUCUAGCCGGGGCCAACAUCUCAGGAGACCUCGCUGACCCGCAGCUGGCCAUCCCCAGAGGAACCCUCCUGGCCAUAUUGAUCACAGGGAUAGUGUACCUGGGCGUUGCUGUCUCAACAGGCUCCUGCAUUGUGAGAGACGCCAGUGGCAAUGUGAACGACACGGUCAGUGCGCAGUUCAUGGCAAACUGCACGGACGCUUCCUGCAAGUUCGGCUAUGAUUUCUCUUCGUGUAGGAGCAACGCUGGCAGCUGCAAGUUCGGACUCCAAAAUAACUUCCAGGUGAUGAGCAUAGUUUCUGGUUUCGCGCCGAUCAUCACUGCUGGAAUCUUCUCGGCCACUCUGUCCUCCGCUCUGGCCUCGUUAGUCAGCGCUCCCAAAGUGUUCCAGGCUUUGUGUAAGGACAACAUCUACCCCGGCCUGGGCAUGUUCGCCAAAGGCUACGGCAAGAACAACGAGCCCCUGCGAGGAUACAUCCUGACCUUCGUCAUCGCUCUGGCCUUCAUCCUCAUCGCUCAGCUGAACGUAAUUGCCCCCAUCAUCUCCAACUUCUUCUUGGCUUCCUACGCCUUGAUCAACUUCUCCGUGUUCCACGCUUCACUGGCUAACUCCCCAGGGUGGCGUCCCAGCUUCAAAUACUACAACAUGUGGGUGUCUCUGGCCGGAGCCAUCCUGUGCUGCGUGGUGAUGUUCGUCAUCAACUGGUGGGCGGCUCUGCUCACCAACGUCAUCGUGCUGGGCCUGUUCAUCUACGUCAGCUACAAGAAGCCAGAUGUGAACUGGGGCUCCUCCACCCAGGCGCUGACCUACCACCAGGCCCUCACACACACUCUGCACCUCAGCGGAGUGGAGGACCACGUCAAGAACUUCAGACCCCAGUGUUUGGUGAUGACGGGAUACCCCAACUCUCGACCCGCCCUCCUGGAUCUGGUCUACAGCUUCACCAAGAACGUGGGCCUGAUGAUCUGCGGUCACAUCCGCACGGGCUACAGGAGGCCCAACUUCAAAGACCUGGCCAACGAUCAGGCGCGGUACCAGCGCUGGCUCCUGAAGAACGAGACCAAGGCCUUCUACACGCCAGUGUUUGCAGAGGACAUGAGGCAGGGCACUCAGUACCUGCUGCAGGCUGCGGGUCUGGGCCGCCUGAAGCCCAACAUGCUGGUGAUGGGCUUCAAGAACGACUGGAGGGAUGGAGACAUGAUGAACGUGGAGACCUACAUCAGCAUGAUCCAUGAUGCCUUUGACUUCCAGUUUGGUGCUGUUAUUCUGCGCCUGAAGGAGGGGCUGGAUGUGUCACAUAUCCAAGGACAAGAUGACCUGCUGUCCUCGGCGGAGAAGUCCUCGGGGAUGAAGGAUGUGAUCGUGUCCAUCGACACCAGCAAGGACUCUGACGCAGACUCAUCCAAACCGUCCUCCAAAGCCACCAGCCUGCAGAACAGCCCCGCCCUGCAGAAAGAUGAAGAGGACGACGGCAAAGCUCCGACUCAGCCCCUGUUGAAAAAAGACAAGAGGAGCCCGACCAUGCCGCUGAAUGUGUCCGACCAGAGGCUGCUCGAGGCCAGCCAACAGUUCCAGCAGAAGCAGGGGAAGGGCACGGUGGACGUGUGGUGGCUGUUUGACGAUGGCGGUCUGACCCUGCUGAUCCCCUACCUGCUGACCAACAAGAAGAGGUGGAAGGACUGCAAGAUCCGCGUCUUCAUCGGAGGAAAGAUCAACAGGAUCGACCACGACCGCCGAGCGAUGGCCACGCUGCUGAGCAAGUUCAGGAUAGACUUCUCCGAUAUCACCGUGCUGGGAGACAUCAACACCAAGCCCAAGAAGGAGCAUGUGGCUGCGUUUGAGGAGUUAAUCGAGCCGUAUCGGCUGAAGGAGGACGACAUGGAGCAGGAGGCGGCCGAGAGGCUGAAGGACAGCGAGCCCUGGAGGAUCACCGACAACGAGCUGGAGCUGUACCGCGCCAAGACCAACCGUCAGAUCAGACUCAACGAGCUGCUGCAGGAGCACUCAAGCACGGCCAACCUCAUUGUCAUGAGCUUGCCGCUGGCCAGGAAGGGUGCCGUGUCCUCCGCCCUGUACAUGGCCUGGCUGGAGGUGCUGUCCAAAGACCUACCCCCCAUCCUGCUGGUGCGCGGCAACCACCAGAGCGUCCUCACCUUCUACUCUUAAAGACACACAGACACACACACACACACCAAGUUUUAAGAAACACAAUAAUAAGUCUCACAUCCACUUCUGCCUCUGGGAUCAGACCCACACACACAUCCCAGCUCCAGCCCACUGACGGAAACACUGCUGGUAAUAUGAAUAGAGAUGAAGGAAGUGAUCGAAACCCUGCGAUGGAUGGGGUGGGGGGGGGAUGGUAGUUGUAAGCUUGCCCACUCUGCUCCUCUCUUUCUAUUUAUUCUCCUUUUCUUUUCUCUCAUGAAAGUUGAUUUCUCUCAGGCUCACGAUUAUGAUGUCACAGUUGUUGAUUUGGACCAGCUGUUUUUGGUUUGUGAUGCAGCAAUGAUCACCCUGUUGUCAUCCUUUUUUACAUUGGGAAGAACCAUGCUUAGCAACACCUCCUAAAGCCUUAUGGAUGUGCCUUCCAGUUAAAUCAGACGGAAAAUGGAUUUAAUCUCUCUCCAGAUUGACGAUAUUACUUCUUAUAUUAGUGCAUAGUUUUAUUGAGUUUUAAAUGUGUCCUUCUUAGACGGAGCAUUGUUUUUAUGCGAGUGGAUUGCAAGGGUUUAAUGAAGGGUGUCCACUUGUUUUCAGAAAGACUUUUAACCCUAAUCAAUAUGUUAUUUCGGGCUGUGGCGUUUUUUAUAUUUUAUUCUCUUACAAGUCUUCCCUUUUUUGAAAGCAGCGACGCAGUUUUAUCUUUUAGUUCACGGCGCCUGAACGUGUUUAUAAUGUGAGAUGUUGUCCGUCAGAAAAGAUGUGAACCUGGUUCUCCAUCGGCCCAUGUAGCUGCUGUCUCUCUCUCUGCAUCUCUUGUGUCCUUCCCCUGAAAACGAUUCACCCAGCGAGUUUAUCUUUGCCUUAACGCUAACGAUUGUCACGAUUCCUGUUUAUAAGCCAUACUGGCUGGACGGUUUGUGGGAGAAUGCAGACGGAGAUCCAUGGGUGUCACGUUCUGAGAGUGUUUCAGCACAACUGUAUAUGCAUCUUUAUUUAGCCCCCCCCUGCAUUAGUCUGUUACAUGCUUACUGUAGGUGCCACAGUAGCACUCAUGCCUGUGUGUAUGUAUGUGUGUGUGUGUGUGUGUGUGUGUGUGAUGGACAUUCCUACCGAGCCGAGCUGGGCAGAGUGAAUGAACACGCUUCACACUGGAAGACUUGCUGGCAGGAAGAAUGUGACGUCAGAAUGUGCUGAGUGAACAUAUACCUCUAUGCAUAUGAAGCUUGUGUUGCAGACGUGUAAUAAAUGUCCAUGUGAACGGAUCUGCUCGCCUCAGUUCAUAUAAAGGUCACGUUUAGGCUUGUUGAAGGGUACCAUAAAGCCACAGCACAACUUAAAUAGGUCACAUGUUCCCCCUGUUUCUGUCACACUCACCGAAUAUUGACUUGGCGAGAGGGCGGGGAUUAUUUUCAGAUAACCAGGCCUUAUUAAAACUGGUUCCUGCUCUUACUAAACAAACACUUCCUUUGAGUGUGUUCUCAAGACGCUGAAUGUGAAGUCGUGUAAACUCUGUGGUUGCACGUUGACCCCGGGCCGACCAAAUUAAAAGCAAAGACACAUCAGGGUGAAUUAAAAUGCCCCAAAAAGAUCAAAUUCACGGGGGAAAAAAGGUAGACAUUGGUCUGUUUUGAAAUGGAUUCCCGGCUGUAAUGAUGUGCUGUGCAGGCUUUGAAGGAGAUGCAACAUGGACUAUUGAGACAAACCCUUCAUUUGCAUGGACCAACACACCCUAACCUGAAGUGGUACUGACACUGAUGUUCAUUUUGAGCCCAUUAUCCUGCAAAUUGAGUGUUAAAGAGCUCCCGUGUAUUCCCCAUAGCUCCCCUGUUGGCAGCCGUUAGCAGGGGAGUGAGAAUAGAUUCAAACUGCACCCCAAUUCAGAAGGAAAGCUUUAUCCUGAGAUAGAAACUGCCACUCAACAAAUGGAUCGAAACAGGGUUUUUUCAUUUCUAAUGUACGUGUGUGUGUCCCAGAGACGGGCAGUUUGAUCCGUUAGCUUCGUGUAGCUUCUGUAUGGAGUGAGGACAUGCUUAGGUUAGCUGACUCUACUGUAUAAUAUGUACACUACCGCUCGCCGUUAGCUCUUUUUGUUUUCAUCAUGUAGAUGAAGUGUUUUGAUCUGUGUGUGUGUGUGUGUGCGUGUGUAUCAGCUUCAUUGUGCUGUUAGCAUUCAUACAGCUGCACCGCCAGGACUCUGAUAUCUAUGUAUGCAUGUGAUGUGAUUCAUGCAUCCAGUACAGACACUACCGACACACACAUGCUCAUUGAAAGCAUGCUGGGAGAGCAACUUUUGCAGUUCCCUGAUCACUUAUAGCGUGCUACAGCCACCCCUAGCACACUGUUAGCAUUAGCGUAGAGGAGAGCCAGAGACAAUUAGACUGAAUUAACCUUUGACCCUUUUGAGUUUCAAGUCUAUGUGUUUUUAGGCUGUGAAAAGGACAUGAAACUUGACCUAAACUAGGGACUAAAAGUCAAGAUAUUUCUACCUCUGCUGCUUUGGUACUCCCCUCAAAACAACUUAUGGAAACCCAACAAACUUUAGUAAAUUUACUGCUAAACCGAUUCACUGUCAAUCUGCUUCUUCAAUCAGUGCAGCACUUCCUGUACUUGCUGUCCACUCCUGGGACAGCUAACAAACCAACAGUGAGCGCUAGUGGCAGACUCUGGCUCUAGGGGGCGCUGUGGUGCACUAUAACACAAUCUAGUAUAAGGUCCAUUCAUUCCAGUCCUCCUCACUGUUACAGGAAAACAAAACCAGAACACGGGUUCCUCUAUAUUUGUAUAUUAAAGAAUAUAUAUGCCUCUAUAUAUACACACAUAUAUAAAUGUAUUAGUGUGACCUGGAGGGGGUCUCUGUCUGUCUUGAAUAAGAGACCUCCUUAGCAUUUUACAGCUGAAUUAUAGUGUCUGUAGAAACCUGUUACAUGAUUUCCUAAAGAUGAAUGGAUUUUCUUUUUGCCAAAGCCCCCCCCCCCCCAUGACACUGCUGUCCACACUGCAGACUCCUAACUAACCUGUAAAUACACUUCUUAGUCUCUUGGCGUACAUUAAGGGAGUAAUUAUGUCGAAUUUCAACGUGGAGAAAGAUAUUUAUUUUAGUUCAGGAUUUUCUCCACAGAAGUAGAUUUUUUUUUCUGGUUUUUGGUUGUAAGUUAAUUUGCAUGUUGAUUUUUAAUUUUCUCUGUCUUAUUGUUCCGUUGCCUUUUUUGAUUUUUAGCAAAUUGUGUCUUUUUUCUUCUCUCUUUUUGAGUCUUGUGUAUUUCUAUCUUUUUGGAUGCUUUUUGACAAAAAGAGACAUCCGUUCAAAAGCAGAUCGAAGCUGUUCUCCUGGAUGGAAUCGACCCGCCGGUUAAAGCAGUAAUGUUUUAUACACUGUACUGUUAACGGCCACAGAUAUGCUUUUUCUAACAUUUUAACAUUUAUGAUUAACAAUACUUUGUACAUCUUUAUUGCAAUAAAUAAAUCAAAUGAAAUCAGAACAA
Messenger RNA from Eleginops maclovinus (Patagonian blennie), 7289 nucleotides. RefSeq names its product solute carrier family 12 member 2 (gene slc12a2). Gene Ontology annotation, biological process: potassium ion import across plasma membrane; sodium ion homeostasis; potassium ion homeostasis. Gene Ontology annotation, molecular function: ammonium channel activity; sodium:potassium:chloride symporter activity. The record is from RefSeq and is a predicted model, not a curated record. The transcript has 27 exons. Bases 358 to 3810 code for a protein of 1150 amino acids. NCBI's taxonomy places the organism in Eukaryota, Metazoa, Chordata, Actinopteri, Perciformes, Eleginopidae. Gene Ontology annotation, cellular component: apical plasma membrane.